AAAAAGCUACUUAAAGCGAUUGCAAGUCCGGUCACAUACCUCACGGCACUUAUUAACAUUUUUUUGUGCAAGGCAGUAGUUAUUGCCUCUGCCGCAAGGAAAAACUGCUCCUCUGCUUAAAGGCUUAGUAUAAACUGUAGCAGCAGCAAGCAUUCUGCUAAACUCGGAGUCCAUCAUGAACUCAAACUCCAUGUUGCUAUCUAUUGGUAUAAUUGAGAGUUUGUUUGUUCCCGUCAAAAGAUUAGUUAAGUUAUUGUUAGCAUCUUUUAUGUUCAUUGACAGCUUAUGUGAGCAGUAUUUUGUUGACUCUAGUUAGCUUCUCCUAUAAGAUUUGUUCUGUAUAUAAACUCUUGUACAGUUCAUUCAAGAUAAUGAGAAAUACAGUUUCUCUUUCAAUUCUCUGUUUGGAUAUCAAAGUUCAUAUGGUAUCAGAGUGGGUACAGUAGCUUGUAGAAUCGAUUGCUUGUUUCUGUUAGCCAUUGAAAGUGAAAUUUGAAGAUGAAGGAGAGUAAUGCAGCAAGAGAUCAAAGCAUUAUGAAUUUCUUCAAGGAAUCAUUAAAGAAUCAUGAAACAAUUGAUGAUCAAUUUGCAUUGCAAAGCUCGGAUCACCCAAGGAUGGUCCUUGUUUCAGCGCAAUUAACAGGGAAGAAUUACAGAUCGUGAAGUAGGGCAAUGAAGAUUGUUCUUGGUGCCAAAAACAAAUUAGGUUUUGUUAAUGCCAAAAUUGAAGCUCCAGAGGAAGGAUCUGAGGGGUUUGAAAGAUGGAAGAGGUGUGACUGCAUGGUCGCAUCCUGGUUGUGGAACUCUAUUGCAAAGGAUCUGGUUGGGGUAUUUCUCUAUGCGACGUCCUCGAAGGAGCUAUGGGAUGAAAUUUCAGAGAGGUUCGGUGGGAGUAACGGGCCAAUGAUAUAUCAGAUCAAGAGAAGGAUAGCGUUACUGAUGCAAGAAGGAUUAUCCAUUGCCAGUUAUUAUACAAAAUUGAAGGAACUUUGGGAUGAACUGGAAAAUAUUAGAGCAAUUCCAUCAUGUACAUGUGGAUCUGUGAAGAUUUCAACAGAGGUGCAUAACUGUGAUAAGUUGAUGCAAUUUCUUAUGGGGCUUAAUGGUGCCUAUGAUCAGGACCAGAAGACUAAAGCAGUGGUAGCCAUUGGGAAAGAGCAUGAAGGACUUCACAUUCUGGAUAAGUCUAGUUUUCUUUCAUCCGCCAUUCAGUUUUAUCAUUCAAAAGUAAAACAUUUGCUUGAUUCCCUUGCUUUGAACUCUGUAAAUACCAGCUUCUCUAGUGUGAGUAUUAAUAAAGAGAAUUUUCAGUUGUUCAAUUCUGCUUAAACUUUAGAUUUUGCUAUACUUCAUGCUAGAUUAGGACAUUCAUCACUUCAGAAAUUACAACACAUUUAGCCCUUCAAACUUCACAUUGAUUGCCAUUAUAAAUGUCCUUUAUGUCCUUUAGCUAAACAAGCCAGAAUUCCUUUUCCUGAUAGUGAGAUAAAAACACAAUACCCUUUGGAAUUGUUACAUGUUGACCUAUGGGGCCCUUAUGCCACACCUUGUGUUUCUGGAGAUAGAUACUUUGUGACUAUUGUAGAUGAAAAGUUAAGAGCCACUUUGACUUACAUGAUUAAACAUAAAGACCAAUGUAGCUAUGUUCUUGCAAUGUUUCUCAAUCAUGUGGAAACCUAGUUCAAUGUCAAAGUGAAAAUAGUAAGGACAGAUAAUGGGAGGGAGUUUGUGAAUCAUCAGUGUUUACAAUUGUUUCAGUCUAGGGGCAUCAUUCAUAAAAAAAGUUGUCCUUAUACCCCUCAACAGAAUGGCGUAGUUGAGCGAAAACAUAGACAUCUCUUGGAUAUUGCUAGAGCUUUGAGAUUACAAGCCCAUUUUACCAAAAAGAUUCUGGUCUGAGUGUAUUUUAACUGCUACAUACCUUAUUAACAGAUUGCGCACCAAAUUACUUUCUUGGAAAGCUCCUUAUGAAUUGUUAUUUCACAAACCACCCACUUGUGACCAUUUAAGAGUGUUUGGUUGCCUCUGUUUUGCUGUUAACCUUCACCCACAUAGAGACAAGUUUGAUGAUAGAUCACAUAAGUGUCUGUUUCUUGGGUAUCCACCUACACAAAAGGGCUAUAAAGUCAUGGAUUUGCAAACCAAUAAAGUGUUUGUAAGCAGGGAUGUAAUUUUCUUUGAGACAAGUUUUCCUUUUAAUGAUACACCAUUAUCUUCUGUUGAGUCUUCCACCCCAGUUCUUCCUGUUCCUAUUUCUUCAUCUACAUCACACCAUACCGUCACUCUCCUCUCUACACCUGUUCCUGCACUUCAUCCUUCUGAAUCUUUGUCCAAACCCAUACCUGAACCUUCCCAACCUACAUCAUUAACACCCCCAUUGUCUCUUUCUCUUGCUCCAGCCCCACCACCAUUAAGAAGAAGUACUAGACUUCAUCAGCAACCUUCAUGGUUGAAAGAUUUUGUUGUUGCCUCUCUUUCUCAUGCUACUACCUCUGCGGCAGUCUUCUAUUCCUCACCAGGUACACCUUCUUUUAUAUUCUCUCCUAGCCAUUAUGCCUUUGUUACUUCAGUAUCUAACAUUCAAGAGCCUGUUAAUUAUCUUCAAGCAAUAACUGACAGCAAUUGGAUUGACGCUAUGAAUCAAGAAUUGUAGGCUUUGGAGAAAAAUGAUAUUUGGGAACUUUGUGAGUUACCUAAAGGGAAGAAGGUUAUAGGUUCAAAGUGGGUUUUUAAAGUCAAAUACAAACCAGAUGGAGAGGUUGAUAGAUAUAAGGCCCGCUUAGUUGCUAAAGGGUACAAUCAGAUAGAGGGACUUGAUUUUAAGGAGCGAUUUAGUCCUAUGGCUAAAAUAGUCACCGUUAGAAUUUUUAUUGCCCUCACAACUGUUCAGAAAUGGCCUCUAUAUCAGUUAGACAUUAAUAAUGCUUUUUUGCAUGGUUACUUGGAUGAGGAAGUGUAUAUGAGGCCACCAGAUGGGUACACGAAGGCAUUACCAGGGCGGGUCUGUUUGCUGAAACUGUCCCGUUAUGGUAUAAAAUGUGCUUCCUGACAAUGGAACCUUGAGUUUACUUCCUUUUUGCAUUCUUUGGGUUUUCAACAAUCAGUACAUGAUCAUUGUCUCUUUAGCCGAAUAGAUUCAGAUGCUUUUCUAGCUCUUUUAAUCUAUGUAGAUGAUGUCAUCAUAACUGGAAACAAUUCACAGGCCAUUGACGAAGUCAAAUCUGCCCUGCAUGAUAAAUUCACCUUCAAAGAACUUGGUUUCAUGAAAUAUUUCCUUGGUUUGGGGGUAGUUCAAUCAGAAACUGGUACCCUUAUCAGCCGAAGGAAAUUUAUCUUAGAUGUUUUGAAGGACACUGGCAUGAGAGCAGCUAAAGCAGUGUCUAUGCCUCUUCAUAAGGGUCUUCACUUAGCACCAGAUGAUGGAGAGUUAUUGGCAGAUCCUGAUAAGUUUUGAAGACUUAUUGGGAGACUUUUAUAUGUGAACAUCACCAGGCCUGAUAUUACUUGCUCUGUGCAACAUUUGACAUUCAUGGCUGCUGAUAGGAAGCCCCAUUGGGAUGCAGCAUUACAUUUGCUUCUUUAUCUCAAAUCUUGUCCUUCCAAGGGGCUUUAUUUCCUUGUGCAUUCUGAUCUUAAGCUCAGCACAUUUUGUGAUGCAGAUUGGGGUUGUGUAUUUUCUCGCAAGUCACGGGGUUUGCAUUUUUCUUGGUUAUGCUAUGAUUAGUUGGAAAACAAAGAAGCAGAACACUGUUUCUAAAAGUUCAGCUGAAGCUGAAUACAGUAGUAUGGCUACUACUGUUUGUGAAUUGUUAUGGAUUUCUUAUAUUCUUUGUGAUUUGCAGGUCAUUGUUUAGCUUCCUCUCUCCUUGAAGUGUAAUAAUUAAGCAGCUAUUCAUAUAGCUAAUAACCCUGUUUUUCAUGAAAGGACUAAGCAUUUGGACAUUGAUUGUCACUUGGUUAGGGAACAAUUGCAGCGUGGUUUUAUUUUGCCUUUCUCAUGUUUCUUCUGUUCAGCAACUUGCAGAUGUGUUUAUAAAGCCUUUACUUGCUGCUUCCCAUCAUUCGUUAGUAUCCAAGUUGGGUCUUGUGGAGGUUGGGGGGCGUGUGGGGAUAUUGGUAUAAUUGAGAGCUUGUUUGUUCCCGCCAAAAGAUUAGUUAAGUUAUUGUUUAGCAUCUUCUAUGUUCAUUGACAGCUCAUGUGAGCAGUAUUUUGUUGACUCUAGUCAGCUUCUCCUAUAAGAUUUGUUCUGUGUAUGAACUCUUGCAAAGUUCAUUCAAGAUAAUGAGAAAUACAGUUUCUCUUUAGAUUCUCUGUUUUGAUAUCAAAGUUCAUGCUAUCCCCUAUGGAGAAGUGGUUGCCAUCCAUCCUGUUUGGAACACUAGCUCUGCAAGGCCUUGUGCUUUAACAGAAUCAACACCAACACUGCUGCGACUGAUAAGAGAGAAAAACUUCAUUUUGUCUCUUUUCACCUUCUCUUUCUCCUUAAUUUCUUGUAUAUGUACUCUUGUUCUCUCUUACUAUAUUCUGCUCGUGUAUGGCAAUAUAAAUAAUUGGAGCUUCCUAGAAUAGCGAUUGUGUGAAA
This is a messenger RNA of Hevea brasiliensis (rubber tree), 4583 nucleotides long. RefSeq lists its product as uncharacterized. The coding region runs from base 673 to 1329 and encodes 218 amino acids. Lineage: Eukaryota; Viridiplantae; Streptophyta; Magnoliopsida; Malpighiales; Euphorbiaceae. The record is from RefSeq and is a predicted model, not a curated record. The transcript is spliced from 3 exons.